Paramecium tetraurelia is the source of this 609-nucleotide messenger RNA. RefSeq lists its product as uncharacterized. The transcript has a single exon. The record is from RefSeq and is a predicted model, not a curated record. NCBI's taxonomy places the organism in Eukaryota, Ciliophora, Oligohymenophorea, Peniculida, Parameciidae.
AUGAGUACCAGCAAAUAGCAAUUACGAAGAAAUUCCGCUGUAAAACAACUAAAUCAGAGUAUGGCACUUAUUUAAGAGUUGUAUAUAAAAACAUUUCAUUAUUUCUUUUAUUCUCUCAAAAACCACAUUCAAAUAUUAUGUUCAAUAUUAGUUUUAAUGAUUAAUAAAAUUUAAGAGAGUUACUUUUAGACUUUUUUAGAAAAAGAGCCCUCAAUCUAAAAAGUCAAAUCUAUAUAGAUGUAGGUCAACAAAUAUACAAUUUAAAAGAAAACCAAUUAAUUUGAAUCAGAAAGUCUUGAUAGUAGCAGGAGUGUCUUCAACUCAGAUUAUGACCCAAAGCCUAUUUUUGAAACACAACCUCGUUACUAUACUACCAUUUCAGUCUCCAAGAAAAAUAAGAUGUUUGAGAGAUCAUCCAAUGCUCAAAAUGUCAAUUAAAAAUUAGCUCAACGAAAAAGAAUUCAGUCAUUUCAAUUAGAUGAAGAUGCUUACAGCUUUGAGGAAGAAGAAAGCCUUCCUGAAAAAUUGAUGGAUGUCGAUCUCUACUUCAGAUAAGAUGCUAUUGUUUCAGUCCAAAAGAUUCUUUCAACCUAAAGAAAACUAUCAUGA